Molecule: messenger RNA, 2059 nt
Organism: Penaeus chinensis
Lineage: Eukaryota; Metazoa; Arthropoda; Malacostraca; Decapoda; Penaeidae
Product: facilitated trehalose transporter Tret1-like
Exons: 3
Coding region: 102-1595 (497 amino acids)
Biological process (GO): transmembrane transport
Cellular component (GO): membrane
Molecular function (GO): transmembrane transporter activity
Source: RefSeq, a predicted model, not a curated record
AAGAGAAAGAGAGAGAGAAAAUAGAGAGGACAUUGGCCCAGCAAAGACACACGGGAACAACGCAGCUCGUUUGACAGUUGAAAGAAUCGCGUUGGUGCAGCAUGGCGUGCGAGAUGGAGCUAGAAACCGGCUCCUCGGCUGUAGAAAAGCAAAUAUCGGAAACCAAGACUCGAGAGACGGAAUGCGAGAGUCAGCAGCCCAGUUCUGAUAAACCGGCGAUCUUACCACAGGUGGCGGGGACGGCGGCGGGGGCCCUGGCUCAGCUGGGCAUCGGGAUCAUCGGAGGAUUCUCCGGCGUGAUGCUGCCCCAACUCACCGACGUCGGGGCAAGGGAUAUUGUCCUGGACGAGCACCAGGUGGCUCUUUUCAGCAGCCUUGUGUACCUCGGUGCGGCCGUCGGGUGCCUGGUGUGGACGCUGCCGAUGGCGUGGAUGGGCCAGCGGUGGUCCAUGCUGGUCCACCUGCCCGUGUUCCUGGCGGCUUCGCUAGCCCUCGCCUUCGCCCCCUCCGUGUGGCUCCUGCAGACGUCGCGCUUCCUCCUGGGCGUGAGUGGCGGCGUGAUCGAGGCUGCCUCCUACAGCUACGUGACGGAGUUGGCGCACAGCAGGGUGAGGGGGAAGCUGGUGGGCACGGCGGACACGAUGUGGCACCUGGGCGUGCUGAUAGUGUAUAUCCUGGGCAGCACAGGCCUCAGCUGGAGGAAGACGGCGCUCAUCUGCGGCUGCGUGACGACGAUCCCGGUGGGCGUCGGCCUCCUGCUGCUGCCGAACUCGCCCCGCUGGCUGGCCACCCGAGGGCGCAUGGACGAGUGCAAGGAGAGUCUGGCGUUCUUCCGAGGCGCUCAGUACGACUGCAGUUCCGAGAUGGAGGCCAUCAUCAGCCAGACGAAGGACGACGACGACGACGGCGGCAGGAUGCUGCAGCAGAUUCGGCGCAUGAAGGAGCCGCAGACGCUGAAGAUCUUCGGCCUCCUCGCGUUCCUGAUGUUCUCCGUUCAGUUCACGGGGAACAUCGUGGUCGUCUCUUACGUCGUCCCGAUCUUCAACGCGGCCAAAGUCAACAUCAGCUCCUACAUGAGCGCCAUAGUGAUCGCCACCGUGAGAAUCAUGGCCACAGUCUUCUCUCUCUCAGUCGUCGACCGGCUGGGGCGGCGGCCGGCGCUGAUCACGGCCUUCCUGCUGUGCUCCGGCUCCCUCUUCCUCCUCGGAACCUUCUUCUUCUUGCAGAAGAAAGGCGUGAGCAUGGGAAAGGUCAGCUGGUUCCCCGUCCUGAUGAUGGUGGUGCAUGCCUUCAUGUCGGGCGUGGGACACCCCGUCCUCAACCUCGUGCGCGGGGAGCUCCUGCCGACGGCGGUCCGGAACGCUGCCCAUUCCCUACUCUUCUUCAUCUUCUUCUGCGGGAUGUUCGCAGUUUCUCACUCCUACCCUGCGACGGUAUCAACCCUGGGGGAGGAGGGAGCCUUCUGGGUAUACGGCGGCGUGUGUCUGGUCAUCGUGGCUGCCGUGGUGUUCUUCAUCCCGGAGACUCGAGGCAAAGUCCUGGAGAACAUUACCGAACAAGAACAAGAUGUAGGCGACUACAAAACCCGACUUUGAAGGACCAGGUAAUAAGGAGAUGAAGAGCAGACCAUCUAUUCUAUGAUAAGAGUGUCUGAGAGAAAGAACAGACCAUCUAUACUGAGAUGAGAGUGAGAGAAAGAGCAGACCUUUUAUACUAAGAUAAGAGUGAGAGAAAGAGCAGACCAUCUAUACUAAGAUGAGAGUGAGAGAAAAAGCAGACCGUCUAUACUAUGAUAAGAGCGUGUGAGAGAAAGAUGCAUAACCUUUUAAUAAUAUCAAAUAAUAUCUAUUUAUAAUCAUUCCAUGCUUCGACGGUGAACAUAUUCACGCUGCUCUAUCAUAUGCAUUAUUAUAAGAUAUGAAGUGUUUUGUGUUUUUCAGAUGCAAUAUUUUAUCCCAAUUAUAUAAGUUUGUGCAAUGCUCUUGUACAUGUGUUAUGCUUGUGACAAAUUCUGUGGGAACCAAAUCAGUAUAAGGCAAUAAAUACGAUUUCACCUUUU